CGUAGUCUAACCGUACUGAUUGGUGAUUGGUUCAUUCUAUUCAAACUGUGAAAGUGCUUUUGUAUUUGUACGUUACAGUUUACUAAAAUAGUAAAAGUUGAGGAAAUCUCAUUUUUCGGGCGUAUUUCGAAACCCUCACCGAAAAUGGAGGACUUUUUCAAAAUGGAAAAAAUCGGUGAAGGAACCUAUGGGGUUGUAUACAAGGGGCGCAACAAAAAGACGGGUCAACUGGUCGCGAUGAAAAAGAUAAGGGUAGAAUCCGAGGAUGAAGGUGUACCGUCCACGGCGAUACGCGAGAUCUCUCUUUUGAAAGAGUUGCGGCAUCCCAAUAUCGUAACCCUCGAUGACGUUCUAAUGGAUGAAUCUCGCCUCUAUUUAAUUUUCGAAUUUUUAUCGAUGGACCUGAAGAAGUACCUCGAUAAGUUGUCGAAGACGGAGCUGAUGGAUCCGAAGCUCGUUCAAAGUUACCUCUACCAGAUUAAUCAAGCAAUCUUGUUUUGUCACCAAAGGCGCAUAAUGCAUCGUGACUUGAAACCGCAAAACCUACUCAUCGGCAAGGAUGGUUCGAUUAAAGUGGCCGACUUUGGACUGGGUCGCGCCUUCGGCGUACCGGUUCGCGUGUACACCCACGAAGUGGUCACGUUAUGGUACCGCGCCCCGGAGAUACUGCUCGGAUCGUCGCGCUACUCCUGCCCGAUCGACGUCUGGUCGACGGGCUGCAUCUUCGCGGAGAUGGCGACGAAAUGUCCGCUGUUUCAAGGCGACUCCGAAAUCGAUCAGCUGUUCAGAAUCUUUCGCGUCCUGAUGACACCCAACGAGAAAUUGUGGCCCGGAGUUUCCGCGCUGCCCGAUUUUAAGGCGACGUUCCCGUGCUGGAGCACGUACAGUUUGGACAACCACGUGAAGUGCCUUUCGGAAAGCGGACUCGAUCUGUUGAAGCAGAUGCUCGUGUACGAUCCCCCCAAGCGGAUAUCGGCGAAGGGAAUAGUCGCGCAUCCGUACUUCGUCGAUUUGGAUCGGUCGGUCAAACCGCAAUUUCCCGAAUAAUGGUUUGACUGUGGUAUAACUAGUGUUUUGUUUUCAUAUUGUUUAUCUUUGUUAAGUGUAAAAAGGUCCAGUUUAGUUCUUUAGUAAGGAGAAUAGUUCUUCAAUUAGAAUCGUUUGCAUUGUGAAAUUGAAACAUUGUUUAAAAUUGACGGUGCAAAUGGCCAUUAGUGAAUUAAAUUAUUUUGAUUAAAUAUGAUAUGGGUAGA
Molecule: messenger RNA, 1253 nt
Organism: Photinus pyralis (common eastern firefly)
Lineage: Eukaryota; Metazoa; Arthropoda; Insecta; Coleoptera; Lampyridae
Product: cyclin-dependent kinase 1-like
Exons: 4
Coding region: 145-1047 (300 amino acids)
Biological process (GO): protein phosphorylation; G2/M transition of mitotic cell cycle; mitotic G2 DNA damage checkpoint signaling
Cellular component (GO): nucleus
Molecular function (GO): cyclin-dependent protein serine/threonine kinase activity; ATP binding; RNA polymerase II CTD heptapeptide repeat kinase activity
Source: RefSeq, a predicted model, not a curated record